AUGUAUUUGUAUUUAUUAAUAAAAAGAGAAUCUAUUGUAUUUCUAGGUCAAUUACAUCCAUAUUUAUUACAAGAUUCUCGUACGAUAGAACAUGCUUGGCAACAACAUGAAGAAGUUCAAUUAGUAAUAUCCGGUCGUCACUAUCUCAUUGAUUUACAGCAAUUACAACAAAUUAAUGAAGAAACAAAUCAAGCACGAUUUAUUAAACGUACUGUUACACCUAAUAUGACCGAUACAACAGCAACAACAACAAUAGCAACAGAUUCAAUUGAUGAAUCAACUAAUACCAAUCGUCAAUUAACAACAACAAAUAAUUCUUCGGAUGCUCGAACUGAAAUGAUGAAAGAUAAUAUUGAAUUAUAUAGUUCAUUUAUACAAUCAUUAUUUAGUGUUCUCUAUGAAGUAUAUAAUUCAUUGGCUGGUCCAGCUGUAAAACAUCGUUGUUUAGAAGCAUUACUUCUUAUGAUAUAUUAUUGUCCACCAGAUUUAUUUGAAACUAUUUUAAAACAACAAUCAAUAUCAUCUCAUAUAGCAUCAAUGUUAGCAUCAUCUGAUUAUAAAAUAGUUGCAAGUGCUUUACAAAUGGCUGAAAUUCUUAUGAAAAAAUUACCACAAAUAUUUUCAAUUUAUUUUUAUCGUGAAGAUGUUGUACAUCAAAUUGAAAUACUUAUUGGUUUUGGUGUAUCAUCAUCAUCAUCAUCGAAUAUAUCAUUAGCACGUCAUAAUCAUACAAGUGGUAGUCGUAGUCAACUUGAUCUUGUUCAUUUAAAUGAUCAUAAUAUAUCAACACAAAAUGAAACAUUAGAUGAACAAUUACGAAACCCAACAAAUACACGUCGUUAUUAUACAAUAACACUCGAAACACACCCAUCAACAAGAAUUGAAACACGUUCACAACGUGCACGUCUACCAAAAACUUCCAGGGAUUUUACAAGUAAUUUUUAA
Rotaria sp. Silwood2 is the source of this 945-nucleotide messenger RNA. NCBI's taxonomy places the organism in Eukaryota, Metazoa, Rotifera, Eurotatoria, Philodinida, Philodinidae. The record is from the annotation of a GenBank genome assembly.